Messenger RNA from Symbiodinium sp. CCMP2456, 3243 nucleotides. The record is from the annotation of a GenBank genome assembly. Lineage: Eukaryota; Dinophyceae; Suessiales; Symbiodiniaceae.
AUGCCGGCAGGAAGGAAGCACUUCCAGAACAGAACCCCAGCGCACCUUUGGGCCUGCAAGAGAAGUCCUUACAUCCGGAGUGCAGCGGUCCCUGCCGUCGUCGGAGCUGUUGUCAAGGCAGCAUGGAGAUCUCGCUUCUCGGGAAGAGGCCUCCGUGACUGGUGCAGCUCACGUGCCAGGGUCAACAAGACCAGAAGUGGCUUUUGGUUCAGACGACAGCCUUCACGCGAAGACGGAGAUCAGGAGGUCGGGCCGGACGGACUCCAGCACGUCAAUCCACAGUGCGUGCGCAUCUGGAACCGCACGGAUACUCGACUAGUGGUGGUUGCAUUUACCCGAGAAAACAUGAUCUAUGCACUUGGCGGGGAAACAGUUGUGCUGGAACCCAGCAGCCAUGUCGACAUCGUAUCGAGGAGCAUGCGCAGCAAAAUCGCUAUUCGCAGAAAGGACGCGGCACACAUGAUUGUGCUCCGGCGAGGUUCAAGUCUGACGCUGCAACCCGUGCAGGCAAGAACGGAGACGUACAGCCAUCUUGAGGUGCAGAUUGCUGAUGUUUCCGCGACAUGGGAAGCUGGGUCAUCAUGGGAAAUCUUGGCAGGCCCUCUAUUUUGGCGUUUGCCCAGGAACAUUGAGGAUGUUGAGUUCCAGGUUUUUUCGGUGCUGCAAUCGGAGGGCCGCGUGAGUUUCAAGGUUGUGCGCAAGGAGGGCAGGGACUGGCGCGGGCAUCCGCUUGCCCGCAUGCGAGUUAUCCGCGCAGGGUUUCUUGGGACGAAGUUCUUGCACAAGGGCACAAUGUACAUGGGCAAGAUUGUGAGCGCAAAAGCUGCAGUGGAGAUCUGCCAAGCCCACCAGCGAAUUUCUGGAGCUUUCGGACCACCCGAAACAAUCGUACGCUUCGAAGGGAGCCUGAAAACUGACACUGGAGCACACUUGGUGCUGUUUGAAGACUUCGGGGAAAGUCUUUCAAGAAUGUUGGGCAAGAACUCCGAUUUCCUUGAUGCCAAUGAUGUUGACCAAUGUGCGCAGGAUUUGCUGGCAGCGAUUUCGGCCUUGCAUGCACAGGGCCUACACCACCUGGCCCUCUCACCCGAAAGCGUGUGGCUACGACGUGACGGAAUGGGGCGCAUGCGGCUGAAGCUGGCAGACUUGGGGGUAUGUGAGCGGCCAUCCAACCCGUGGCCGAAAGGCAGAUCUCGCCAACUGGGCUGGCGCACCUACAUGGCUCCGGAGCUACAAGAGUCACGGUCCACGGCGGAGGCACUUGUGGCUCGCACACUGGCCAAACGUACGAAGCCGAAGGCCUCGAAGAUUGCCGACAGCCAGGUACUCGGGCCGCUGAAAGCCUUGGACAUUCUGCCGAGCCUGCGAAAGGAUGGCCAGACUGGGGCACGGCAAGGUGUUGCCCGGGAAGAGCUUAUGGCUUUGCUGGGCGAGUUCCCCAUCUUCGCAGAGCUUGAAAGCUCAGAUCUGCGCCGACUUGCACGUGAAUUUCAGGGACCUUUCUUUGUCCCUCCAGGAUCUUCCUUGUUCGAUGUGGGGGAGAUCGGAGACUUUCUUUAUUUCGUUCUUGCCGGUGAAGUCGUUUCCCGGAGAGGGAAGAAAGAACUUCGGAGAUACCGCCGUGGUGGCUUCAUCGGAGAAACGGCUCUACUUGGACCCGCACCCACGCGCAGAAUUUUUUCGGCAUCGGCAGCGCGUGGCGGAGCAGGCUGUGCCGUUCUCCGAAUGCACCACACGUUCUUCAGGAAGGACUUGAAAACUGGAGGGCCUUUGAACAGCAUCGUCGGCCCGACCCGAUGGAGGUACCUUGAGAAGCCAGAAGAGUCAGUUGAGCCAGCCGACGCUGACGUCUUUGCUGCCGGCUUGCUUUGGUGUCAAAUGGCAAGCUCUCGAGUUUUAUCCAUGUACAGGCUCAAAAGGGCAAGAACCGUCGAAGCACUCCUGGAUGCAGUGGCAGCACGCGAGAUCGGGAGCUUCUAUUUUCUGCUGCAGGACUGGCGCAAUGUCGCGCUCAUUCAGCUCAUAGUCCGGCGAGCUCCUGCAUACGAGGCACUGAUCUGCCUGGAAGAGCGGGAGAAAAUUGCUUCCGAGAGCCGGAGCGAAGACGAGCCCGAGCCGCACAACAUGUUCGGUUUUGUGGGCAAGUCCUUCAGCGACUUUCAACAAAGUGCGCGCUCGGUUUUCGAGCUCACACAAGAUUCGGUGGCUGCUUCUGGCGCCGUCCAAAUGUCAAACCGAGCCAGGGCAACUGUGUUGGAUCAGUGGGAGAAGCUGACAAAUGUCGCCACAGAGAGAGCCGGCCAAGUUGCCGGGGAAUUGUUUGGCGAGCUGUAUGGAAACCUUUUCGCAAAGGAUCUUCUCUGGAUGUUCCGCAACCCAACUCGGACGCAGCGCUUCCCAGUGCUGCUGGUGCGCGAUGCCGAAGAUGGGAAUCUGCUGGCUCGCUGGCGCAUUGGGGCGUCCAUGGUCUUUGAAAGCGAGCUUUGUGCCAGGACACUGCCGCGAGUGCUGCCUUCUGUUCGUCCAGCUCUGUCGGCAGGGUUUCAGAUCGGCUCUGCAGUCGGCCGCAACAGAGCCAUCAACUUCAAACGGCUUUGGAUUGACGCUUUCUGUGGCUCUUUUCUAAAGCAGCUGAUUGCAAUGGGACGACUCAGAAUGAAACGUGUCCUAAGCGUUCGUGUUCGAUGGGACCGGCUUGGCAGCGUUCUGAAGGAGUCCGUGGUGAAAGGCCAAACUGCGAGAAACCUGGUGCUCACUAGAUUCGGCCGAUUGCCCACGAAGUACGAUCAGAACGACCCGAAGGUCCUCCAACUUUUGCCAUCCAAGUGGGUACCUGAUAUUGGCCUGCCGCUUGCCAGCGGCAUUGGUCGUGGCUUCAUGACUCGGUGGUGGCAGGGCUUUCGCAGCGGGCUGCGGCGAAAGUACGUGAGGCCGAGGUUUGAGACCUGGGACUUGGAAGACGUGCCGCAAGUGAUUCUGGAUUUCGCGAGGCAGCAAGGUGCAGAGCAGGCAGCACUAGUGGCAUCUUCAGUUGGAGACACGAUGGCACGGGACUUGGGCUACUGGUCAGGAACGUUUACCGGCAUUCUCUCUGGCCUGGCCAUGUGCGUCUUGGGCCAGUCCAAGUCCUUGGGUGAUGACAGCGACUUGGUUGUGGCCGAUGGGUAUUUGGAAAGCGACCGCGAGCUCAUUGCACUGGAGCAGUAUAUGCGAGAUUCGGGAAAGAGAGAGAAAACGACAUGA